This is a messenger RNA of Meloidogyne enterolobii, 805 nucleotides long. The record is from the annotation of a GenBank genome assembly. NCBI's taxonomy places the organism in Eukaryota, Metazoa, Nematoda, Chromadorea, Rhabditida, Meloidogynidae.
AAUGACAUUACCAAGUGGUUUAGACGAUUUUCCUCGAGCAUCAAAUCCGUCAUGUGAAGAAUACCAUCUAGAUUUGCGUUGUUGGAUGGCUCUCAGUUCAAAAAUACUAAGACAAUUAGCUGAAACGUUCGACGAUUCCGAUUGGGUGCCAAUAGUAGAAGAAGAUAUUAAAGAAUUUGGAGAUAUUACAACACUUGAUAAACUUCAUUGGAAUGAGAAAAAACAGCAAUAUUCUGAUUUUGGUUUGCAUAGUUAUAAAUUUAAGAUGGUUCCUGUUAAAUUAAGUGACCAAGAAAUACAAUUACAACGAAAAAUAAUUGAGGAACCUCAUCUACGCUUUGUUGAUGAUGUUUUUGGAUAUGUUAAUUUAUUUCCUUUACUUCUUAAACUUUUGCCUUCUGACAGUCCAAAAUUGGGAAUAGUUUUGAAUUCAUUAAAUAGAACAGAGGAUUUAUGGACAAAUUUUGGUCUUCGUUCACUUUCUAAAAAAUCUUCAUAUUAUAUGGUUAAGAAUACAGAACAUAAUAAACCUUAUUGGAGAGCGCCUAUUUGGAUAAAUAUGAAUUAUUUAACUUUGGAUGCUUUAAAUCAUUAUUCAAAAUCUGAUGGUCAAUAUGCACAUUUAGCAAAUGAACUUUACUUCCAACUUCGUUCAAAUUUAAUACAAAAUAUAGCAAAUCAAUAUUCAAAAACUGGGUUUUUCUGGGAGAAUUAUAAUGAUACAAAUGGUGAGGGGCUUGGAACACAUCCAUUUACGGGUUGGACAACUUUAGUUGUUAAUAUUUUAACUAAUACAUAUGAUUAA